CUCUUCAACUUAUACAGUGAUGUCAGCGCCAUACGAUCCAUACCCAGGUCCAAAUAGCAACAACAACCCAGCUGGAAAUCCAAAAACUGCAGCAAUUCAAGCGCAGAUUGAUGACACAGUCGGUAUUAUGAGGGAGAAUAUUACAAAGGUCUCAGAACGUGGCGAAAGAUUAGACCAUCUGCAGGAUAAAACAGAUGAUUUGGCCGUAUCAGCACAGGGUUUCAGAAGAGGUGCUCAUCGCGUCAGGAAGGCGAUGUGGUGGAAAGACACACGCAUGAAGAUUAUUUUGGCUUUAGUCGUUAUAGUCAUUAUCAUUAUUAUCGUAGUACCAAUAGUGAAAACACAAAACAAGUAAUCCAAUGGGUAGAAUCAACAGUUGCUGAAUUUAACGCGAACAAUACAAUGUGUACAUGAUGUAUUCUUUUUUUAUGUGAUUGCGAGAGAAGAAAAAUGCUAUUAAUAUAAAAAGUACACGUCUAAUCACCAACAAAGAAGAAGUUUCCACUGGCUGUAAUCGUUCGUCAGUCUUUCGUUUGAUUAUUAUAGCUAUAUACUCACCCUUCUGCUCUUUGUCCUUAAGUGAAUCUGUUUUGUUAACUCUUGGUCUAUAAUUGGUUGUAUCUCUUCUGAAAGUAACUUGAAGUGAAGACAAGAAUUUAUUCAUACCAGUGAGUAGACUUUGUGGUGCAUUCGCAGUCGCUUCAAUGGCUGGUUGACCGUCAAAGACGAUAACUCUAUCGGCAAGGUAAGUAGCCAUAAUGAAAUCGUGUUCGACAAUGAAAGCAGUCUUCUUGGCGUGCAAUAUGAAUCUCUUUAUGACUCUUGAUGCACUGAUUCUCUGUUCAGAAUCUAAGAAAGAUGAUGGCUCAUCGAGCAAGUAAACUGAAGCUGGUUUACCAAGUGCUAAAACGAUAGCGACUCUUUGUAAUUCACCACCAGAAAGUGUUUGUACAUCUUGAUCAAUGAUGUUAUCCAAUUGCAUUGGCCUGACAACAUCAGUUUGGAAUUGUGGAUGCAUGAAAGCACCCUUAAUUUGCUUCAAAAGGAGCAUUCUAACAGUGCCUUGGAAUUUAGGUGUAAUCUUUUGUGGCUUCAUUGAAACCUUUAAUUCAGGUUGAUCAGCUUCGUUGUCAGCCUUGGUUGCACCUGCCAACAUUCUGACGAGGGUGGUUUUACCAGUACCAUUUUCACCUAACAUGACAAUAACCUCAGAGUCUGUGAAUUCACCUGCCUUGACGUUCAAUUUGAAGCCACCCAUAGUCUUGGUCAUUGCUGGAUAUGGAACUGAAGAUGUCUUGUCGAGGGUAAGGUCAUCGGCUGCAUCUGCAAUCUUAAAGUUAAGCGACUCCUGUCUAAAGCGCAUAUUUUCAGUUGGCAAAUAACCAUCGAGAUAGAUGUUCAAACCUUCUCUGCUAGAGAAAGGCAUGGUAACAACACCGUAAGCAGCUGGUUGACCGUACAUACAACAAACGAAGUCAGAAAGGUAAUCCAAAACAGACAAAUCGUGCUCUACUGCGAUGACAUAAGUUGUUGCUGUUGCAAGACUUCUAAUAACCUUUGCAGCAUUCAAACGCUGCUUGAUAUCCAAGUAGGAAGAUGGCUCAUCAAACAUGUAAACAUCGGCUUUUUGAGCGCAAGACAUGGCAAUGGCGAAUCUUUGAAGCUCACCACCAGAGAGUUGGUUGAUUUCACGAUCUUUUAUGUUUUCCAAUUGAAGGAGGUCCAUCAAGAGUUGCUUGUUGUUGAGUUCCAUUUUGUUGUCCAACAUCUUCUCAACUGUGAUAGGUACUUUGAUGGCUCUUGGUAUGUGGUCUACGUACUGUGGCUUGAUGAUGGCCUUCAAGUUAUCUUCCAAUAUCUUCAAAAAGUAGUUUUGAAGUUCAGAUCCACGGUAGUGCUUUAAAAUCUCUGUCCACUCAGGUGGAUCGUCGUAUUUACCGAGGUUUGGCUUCUGCUUACCAGCCAAAAUCUUCAAAGCGGUGGACUUUCCUGUACCGUUUUGACCGACCAUACCCAAAACUUGACCAGCUCUAGGAGUUGGUAAUCUAUGCAAUUUGAAUGAGUUGGCUGUGUAUCUGUGGCUGACUUGUGAUUCCAAGUUUGUAGGCAAAUUGACGAUAUUGAUAGCCUCGAAUGGGCACUUUUUGGCACAUAA
This is a messenger RNA of Wallemia mellicola CBS 633.66, 2155 nucleotides long. Its product is annotated as synaptobrevin. Gene Ontology annotation, cellular component: SNARE complex; plasma membrane. The transcript is spliced from 4 exons. Bases 20 to 355 code for a protein of 111 amino acids. Gene Ontology annotation, molecular function: syntaxin binding; SNAP receptor activity. Lineage: Eukaryota; Fungi; Basidiomycota; Wallemiomycetes; Wallemiales; Wallemiaceae. The record is from RefSeq and is a predicted model, not a curated record. Gene Ontology annotation, biological process: vesicle fusion; vesicle-mediated transport.